AUGCGAUCAACACAAGCGAGUGUCAUCGUUUUUCUAGCGCUUAUCACAUUAUUGAAUGCCUAUCAAUUGACUGUUCACCUCAGAUCCUUGGAUUUAAAUGGAUUCCUUAACGAUGGAAAGACGAAAUGCUCGAAAUUGUCGGCAUUCGGCGUGAAAUGCUAUCCACUUGUCGCGAUUUGUAUUGAGCGGAUUGCAGAUAAAACAAAUAAAGCUGACACUUGCCUCACCGGACCGUGGAUUGAGCUGGGUGUUUGGCCAGACAACGAAUCGAUCGAAUUUGGCAAGACGGAGAAACUCCGAGGAUGGUACAAUCCACAGGAUAUCGCAAUUGAUGGAAAUUUUGUUGGCUUUUACGUGAAACUUCGUGUACAGCACUACUAUGGAACAAUAGUCAAUCUGAUCGCUAACCAAAGCUGGGAGAUCAAGGAGUUCAAUGGAGGAGAUGUCGAUGAGAGGGAUGUAAAUGGAACGCAAAUCACAAGCUUCAAAUUCGCUUGGACAUGGAGUGGAGCCAGUCAUUCGACAGUCAGUCCGAAGACCGUUCCCACAACUGUAUCGACACGAUCAAGCACAACGGUGACAAAGGUGACAAAGGUGACACCGAUUGAUGCAUCAUCAACAACUGCACAGGUUACACAGAUAUCGACCACAGCCGAAACAGAUCCAUCUCCAAAAACCGGAACAGAUCCAUCUCCAAAAACCGGAACAGAUCCACCUUCAACAACCACAAAUAUC
Mesorhabditis belari is the source of this 735-nucleotide messenger RNA. The record is from the annotation of a GenBank genome assembly. Lineage: Eukaryota; Metazoa; Nematoda; Chromadorea; Rhabditida; Rhabditidae.